AUGGCAGAAACCAAUCAGGCCGGCGAAAAAACCCUGACGAGCUCCUCCGGGUGGGCUCAUCACCCCCGUUCAUCACCCGAGCCAGGACCAGCCUCGCCAGCUGGAGACCAACCACGACCAUCUAAUUGCAUCAGCACAGAGACUCCUACGGCCAUGGGAUUAAUCAAUUUGAACGAGGAUACCAAAGUUGAGCUUCAUAAAACUCUUUGUCGAAUCAUCAUCCACCCUGGAAAAUAUGAAUAUAUCACUGACCCCACAAUCAUCAUCCAGGAACGCGUCAACCAAGUCACUGCAGCGAUCAAAGUACUUGCGCUUCCAUCUUAA
This is a messenger RNA of Puccinia triticina, 324 nucleotides long. RefSeq lists its product as uncharacterized. The record is from RefSeq and is a predicted model, not a curated record. The transcript is spliced from 2 exons. Lineage: Eukaryota; Fungi; Basidiomycota; Pucciniomycetes; Pucciniales; Pucciniaceae. Bases 1 to 324 code for a protein of 107 amino acids.